AAAAAGUCUUGUGUGUUGCCCUGACUCUGCUGUGUGGCGCUGCCUCCACAACUAUGCGAGCUCCUCUUCUCAGCCUUUGGGGCAAAGUGGCUGAAUUUACCUUCGGCUGCAGCCACUGGAGACUGGAGGACGGCGUUUUCAUCUCCACCUUGAACCAGCUCACUGCUUGCCUGGACCUCAAGUUUAAGGCACCACCUAGGUCUGAGUGGACAGCCUUCAUGUACCGCCAUCCUGAUGCUCGGUGUGCAGGUCUUGGUCUGGGUGGUCGUGGAGAUCGUUUGGUGGUCUGGUUGUUUGGCACAGAGUGGACCACCCUCCCUCUCGGCCUUGGACUAAAGGAGUGGCACUCACUAUGCAUGACAUGGUCUCAUACUAAAGACAGACCCUUGCUUUACGUCAAUGGAACCCUGAUGGACCUCAUGACAGACACUUCACCUUCCAGCUGCAAGCUGGACCCCAAUGGCACGCUAACCCUGGGUGCGGCCCACACCCGAGUGGACGGCACCGUCCGGAUCCUUCCGUCCACCGUCCUGACGGGCACUGUGUCUCUUUUUCGACUGUGGGGGCGAGAGCGAAGCGGGAAGGAAGUGAGGUCCCUUAAGUGUACGGAGGGAGACUUGGUGCAGUGGGUCAGCCACCUGUGGGACACAAGGGUGUGUGCCCCCAUUCCUGACCCUACGCUCAAGUGUGAGUGGUCCAUUUACACAGUCAGCCUGAAGUUCUUCAUCAUUCGACAAGACGGCAACAACACAGAGCUCUACACUGCCAGAGACAUUGCACAUCGCUGGCUGAGAGAUGUGCUUCCUUCGGGCAUUUAUUUACACAGAGUGUCUGUCUUUGAAGCAACAAGUGCAAAAGAUGCAAACACAGCGACAACAUUGAGUGGAGAUGAAAUGUUACGAUGGACCUCCCUGAAUAUCAACAGGUUUGACUGCUUGGUGUUCGUGAGCGUCAUCCCCAGUGUGGAUGUGGCAGCAGUGCAGGACAAGAUGCACGCGGACCUGGGGACGCUCUAUAACGGACCCUCUGGUCUGAUCCAGGUUCAGGCUGACGCAGCGAGCAUACAAACCACGCCUGUUGACAGUUUCCCUCCCCCUCUGACCACAAAGUCUCCCCCUGUCACCACCGUUACCAUGGCGACGCCGACGCUGACCUCCCCAUUCCCAGAAAUAUCCCCAAAUAUCUCAGGUCAGCUGUACUUUGAAGUGGAGGUCAACGUGUCCAUAAGAGGAGAGUAUGAAGCAGAGCAUCUUCUCGCCACUUGGCUCAAUGACACUCUACCUGAUCACAUGAUGACGGUGAUAGACCUUCAGCUCCCCAAACAUCACAGACAUGAACGCAGCUUUGGGGGGAACAUUUUCAUUUCUGAUGGGGUAAGAAAACUGGAAACAUGA
Molecule: messenger RNA, 1394 nt
Organism: Nerophis lumbriciformis (worm pipefish)
Lineage: Eukaryota; Metazoa; Chordata; Actinopteri; Syngnathiformes; Syngnathidae
Source: RefSeq, a predicted model, not a curated record